Messenger RNA from Xiphophorus hellerii (green swordtail), 3329 nucleotides. RefSeq names its product proteolipid protein 2-like. Bases 259 to 720 code for a protein of 153 amino acids. The transcript is spliced from 5 exons. The record is from RefSeq and is a predicted model, not a curated record. Lineage: Eukaryota; Metazoa; Chordata; Actinopteri; Cyprinodontiformes; Poeciliidae. Gene Ontology annotation, cellular component: membrane.
CCCAGGGGAAACACCAACGCCCCUGCAUACAGUCCGCUGGCCCCGCCCUGCUCUAACACUCAGUUUAUUUCUCAGAGACUUUUUCACCAGACUGCUUUCUUCUCUCCACCUGCUUACACGAAAGCUGCACUCAACCACACUGGGGGAACUGCUUCUUUCCUGAAAUAUCUCACCUAAGGAAAACUUUUGCUCAUCCAAACUCGCUCUUUUACUAAAGGGAAGCUACUUCAAGGCCUCUACGUUACCAUUUCUCCCAGGAUGGCUGCUGAUAUAACCGAGAGCUCCUCUGCGAGCGUCGUGCAGAAGCUGCAAAGUUACGUGCGGACCCUGAAAGGCACCAUCCUCGCUGCAGAAAUAGUUCUCAGUUUUACAAUCUUUAUCUGCUAUGCUUCAUCCUGGUAUGGUGGCUACACUGUUCCUGCCAUCUGCGAGAUGUGCUUUGCUAUCGUGUUCUUCUGCAUCUACAUGAUGGGCCUGGACAAGCAGUUUACAUCCAUCAGCUGGGUCUGGAGUGACUUUUUCCGUGCCUUUACUGGCACUGUAGUUUACCUCAUCACGUCGCUCAUCUGCGUCAUCAGAGGAGCCGGGGACGGAGCGCUCAUCGCAGGCGGGGUGUUCGGCUUGCUAGCUGGUCUCCUAUUUGCAUAUGAUACGUACACCAUCUACCUGCAAAUCAAGAGCGCCAGGUCGCAAACUGAAGGUUCUGGUGGCACAGCUUAACCAGUCCACACAUCUGUCAUCGACGCUGCAGAAAUACAAAAACACAGAAGAGCGGCUCACUGAAGGGAGAUGGACAGUAAAAUGACCAGGUCACAGUUUUAAUCAUUGCAACUGUAUGGUGUGAACAAAUGAGAAGUAUUUUAGCAGAUGCCUGAGAGGAAUACCACAGAACCAAAGUAAGAGGCACUGUACUGUACAUCUGUGUUUGCAUGUGUGCUGCGGUGGGAAAAACCCCCAAGUUUUUGUUCCGACCAAGACAGACCAUCGACUAAACAGGGAAACCUGGCAUUAAUAAGGUAACAAAAGACUGUUUGGUCUCUUCAAAUAGCUUUUCUAAUACUUUUCUUUACUGUUAACGAACUGCUGUAGGAAAUAUUAAUCGUGUUAUUUGGACUUCGGAAGUAACUGAUGCAUUAGGAGUUAUUUAAAACCGGAUAAUAUUCGUCUUGUCAUUGAUGUCAAUAUUUGUUUUUGUAAAAGUCAGUAAAAUAUUAUAAUACACGGUCUCUGUUUUUUAUGAGGGUUUUGUUAAGAGGUCAUGAGUAAUAAAUAUGUCACCAACUUCAAUUGACUCUCCUGGCAUUUUCACUUGGAUAAAAUUUUGAACUAAGCAAAAGGCUCAACAGCCCAGGUUAGCUAGCUGCAAAACUUUUUUUUUCUGUAAAUAAAAAACUUUCUUCUGCAUAAACACAGCAAAAAAACAGAAAAUCUUAACAAAUAUUUUGGUCUAGUUUCUAGUAAAACAUCCUACGACACUUGAAAUAAUACAAAACUGACUUAUAAUAGAUUUUCAGCAAGAAAUAGGAGCUUGUUUAGUAAUUAAUUAAUACUGAUUAAAAAGCGCUACUUCCUUUGGCAGAUCAUUUAACUUACAACAUCGGAAAAAUGUCUUGUUAUAAGUGAAAUAAUCUGAAAAAGAACUAGUUCUUCUUCAUAAAUAUUAAGCUAUUUACUUACAACAAGUUCGUAUUUCUUUCUAUAAAGUUAAUUAGACACUAGACCAAAAACUCCUGGUAAGAUUUUGGUUUUGCUGUGAAGAUGCUCAUAUUUUAUGGAUUUGCGUCAAGCUAAUGUGGCCGUUGGAGAAACAGUCUGUUCACGUAAACGGACCAUGCUAAGCGCUACUAGCGCUACUGGCUAACUCUUAAACUCUCUGAAAUCAACAAAGAGAUACUUUCAAUGUCGCUGUGGUGUUAAUAAAUCAGAGAUGCAAGAACCUAUUUAAAAGAAAAUGGCCCUUUUUAAUGUCAUUUAUUCGGACAUUAGGAGAGUGAGAAGGCGCAUAGCUAUUAGCGGCUAACAGUACAACAGUGGUGCUGGAUGCAGUUGGUAGCGUUUUGGUUUGGCGCUGAUACUGUUUAGCUUAAAAUCUCUUUUGCUUUUCUAAAGCAUUUUGUUUCAACCUUUUUGCCACAUUUCGGUACUGCCACAACCCUUUUUGGUACUGAAGUUUGUGUAAAGGAAAUUAUCCUGGAAAUAAGGGGCUAUUUAGACCAGUUAACCAUACUGGAUACUUUUUUCAUCCACUUUUUAAUAGAAAGAGAGAGACACAAAAAACAAUCAAUCAUACAAAUGGGAAUUAUCAAACUCAUGCGAUUAAUUGAUUUAUUGCUUAUUUUUGACAGGCUUAAUUGGCUAUCAGCAACAUAUGAUUUGUAGAUAAAAGUAUUAUUAUUUGGGAUUAGCACUAGCAAAGAGCAGCUUGCAUUUUAGGACUUCAUGUCUCAGGAAAACACAAUCAGACACCAAAAAAACAUUGAUUCCCAGACAAUUAACCAUAAAAAGGCCAAACGGAUGCAAAGGGAAGAAUGCAACUGAUUAAAACUUGCGAUAUUGUCACUCCAGAGGGCGCUGUUGCCUCAAUGCAUACAGCUUAACCUUACAGGACUGGAACGCUGGAAAUUUCCCAUUUUUAUUUGUAUGAAGCAAACAGAAGCAAUAAAAACAAAGUUUGAAUCCCAGGUUUUACAGCAACCUCCAUAUCUGAUGCUACAUUACUCAGAACAUAAUUUAAAACAUUAUUCCUACAAAUAUUCAUCUUCCAGUCUUUAUUUUAUCAAAGUGAAUAAUCUGGAAGUUACUGCAGGGAGGACAUUAAUGGCUCGUAACCUUUAACUAAACCCUUGAAAAAAGCUAAUCAAUUUUCAGUUUCAUUUCAUGUAGUUGUACUUCCAUCCUUUUCCCUUUUUGGAUUUCUGAAUCCUAAACAAUUGAUGGGUUCUGUGGUUAUUUGUCAAUACUGUUCUUUUGGUUUGGUUUUGAGAACAUAUUUCUGAUUUUUGUAUAUUUGAUAUUGACUCCUCCUCAAUUGAUCGAUACCACACAGAUUAUGUCGUCCUCCCUCAUUUUCACUCAUCUUUUUAUUCUUGCUCAGGUUAUGAUUUUUUUCAUACAUCUGUAACACAUUUUUUAAAGAUUGAAAGCCAUCUUUCUCUUGAGAUUUUUUUGUAGUGUUCCUGUUCUCCUAAAAAGAGACAGAAGAUUAGAAAUUUGUUGUUGGAGGAAAAUCUUGUCAUUCUAAUGUUUUUUUUUUCUAACAAUGUGCAGUUUGUCUCUUUAUAUUCAGAUUAUUGUUUGCUUUGAGAAAUAAACCGUCAUUACAACAAAGA